AUGGCUUCUGGACUAGGGUAUCGAGCCCUUAACAUUAGAGAAGACGAAUUUCGACUGCUGGUGUUUGAGAAUACCGAAAAUCUCGGAUCUGACGAGCUGCUCAAAUGUCACGUCCAACAUGAAUCCAUGCGAAGGGCUGCUCUACUGCCGAACUUCUACGCGGUUUCGUACACCUGGGGCGAUGUCUCGAAGCAAAGCACUAUCCUUGUGGGUAACAACAAGAUCAGGGUACCCAGGAACGCCGAAGUAGCUUUGCGGAGAUGCAUCAACGAACUCCAUCGUCAAGGAAUCAGCCAGGAUAUCCGGCCUAGGAGGUUCUAUGUCUGGAUAGACGCUGUGUGUCUGAACCAUGGGGAUGCAAGAGAGAAGAGCUCUCAGCUUUCAUUGAUGAACGCUAUCUACUCCGAAGCGAAGACCGUCAUGAUAUGGCUGGGCGAGGAUGAGGAUGAUCUGGCCGAGGAAGCCGUACGCUCCGUCUGGGACGUAGUCGGCCAAUGCAAGGCAGAGACCAACGAUCUGGAUGGCCUGUUCAAGCGCCUUUGGGACACGAGCGCACGCAGACUGUCGAUCAAAAGCUCGAGCGAUGAACUGCCACCAUCAUGCAAUCUAGCAGCGCUGCGCAGCUUCUACUCCUCCCGCUGGUUCACCCGCCUCUGGGUGAUCCAGGAAGCCUGUCUCGCGAAGCACGCUAUCUGCCUCAAAGGAACCCACACCAUCCCGCUCUACGAUGUAGGACUAGCGGCGCAGUGGAUGUGGUAUCGAGGUCGUGGUAAGCUAUCAGCAUACGAUCCAGGCACUGGCAGCCAUGUCAAAGGCAUCAGAAACGCGACUGAGAUCUGGGAUUGUAUGCCGCAUGCUUAUGCGACGCCGAAAUUGCUUUGGACCAUCCUGGCGAUGGGCAUGGAAUUCGAGACCACCGACCCUCGAGACAAGAUAUACGGCAUGUACGGCCUGAUCGAGCUCUGGCUGCAGCAGAUACCGGAGACCAAUCUGCGGCCUGACUACGACGUGUCGCAGGCGGAGCUGUACGCUCUCGCCACUCGAGCUGCGAUCUUGGACGCUGGCAAUCUUGCCAUAUUGAGCAUUACGAGUCGCGCAGUCGACCCAAAUCCUACCAAGGCAAAAAGAGAUCCAGGCAUGCCUUCGUGGUGCCCGAGAUUUGACUGGACGAUCGACCGCUUCAAGGGCUCAACUUGCCACAUCCAGCCGCCAAUGCGAGGAGCAAGCAACGGCAGUCCCGUUCGCCUAAGCUACAUCGAAGGGCUAGAAGACGUCUUGACGGUCGAAGGUCUUGUAGUAGACGAGGUCAGGCACACCCACACGUUCAACCUUCCAACUUCAUCCUCCAGUUCCACAAACGGAGGAACCCAGGACACCGUCCAACAAGCCUACCUCCUCGCUUCCCACCACCACUCUAGCAAACUCAACAGCCCCCUCGACCUCUCCUUCGCAAGAAGCCUCUGCGCAGGCCAAGACUCCUCUUACGCCUGCAUAACCAAUAACUCCGAUUUCCUCUCCCACGGCGCUGCCUUCUUCCAGUCCUCCCCUCACAGUAACCUCCAGAACCUCGGUGAUCGCAUCACCAAGCACCUUUACCGGCGGAAAGACUCCGGUCCAGGUCUUUCAGCCGUCGAAGCGGAUCGGGAAGUCUAUCAUAAAGCCCUCGUAAACGCGUGCCAGAACCGAGCGUUCUUCGUUACGAGGGAAGGGAGGAUAGGGAUAGGGCCGCUAGAGAUGAGGGAGGAAGAUAAGGUGUGCAUUAUUCCCGGGUCAGGGGUGCCGUUGGUAUUGCGACAGAUGGGAGUAUUCUGGAAUCUCGUGGGGGACGCGUAUGUAGAUGGGUUGAUGGAUGGGAAAUACUACUGCGAGCAAGAUGCUUUUGGGAAAUUGGAGGAGAGGAUGGAGUGUUUUCACAUCCAGUGA
Messenger RNA from Saxophila tyrrhenica, 1923 nucleotides. RefSeq lists its product as uncharacterized. Lineage: Eukaryota; Fungi; Ascomycota; Dothideomycetes; Mycosphaerellales; Extremaceae. The transcript is spliced from 2 exons. Bases 1 to 1923 code for a protein of 640 amino acids. The record is from RefSeq and is a predicted model, not a curated record.